Molecule: messenger RNA, 1483 nt
Organism: Esox lucius (northern pike)
Lineage: Eukaryota; Metazoa; Chordata; Actinopteri; Esociformes; Esocidae
Gene: ing2
Product: inhibitor of growth family, member 2
Exons: 2
Coding region: 125-985 (286 amino acids)
Biological process (GO): positive regulation of DNA-templated transcription
Cellular component (GO): nucleus
Source: RefSeq, a predicted model, not a curated record
UUUUGUUUGAAGUGAAUUGCUGCAGCUCGCUGGCGGAUGGAACUGCCCAUUAAAAACCUACUAGCUAAAUGCAUUAGCUAUCUCAAAUCUAUUAUUUUGUUUGUCUCGAUGCAUCAGUGGAAAAAUGUUGGGUCAUCACUAUCCAAACGUGGAAAAGUCGCAACUGGUCACCUAUGUGGAGGAUUAUUUGGAAUGUGUUGAGUCCCUGCCUUUGGAUAUACAAAGAAACGUCUCUCUGCUACGAGAAAUUGACUCAAAGUAUCAAGAGGUCCUGAAGGAGGUCGACGAUGUCUACGAACGCUACAAGGUGGAGCAGGACGUGGCUCAGCGCAGGCGUCUCCAGCUCCAGCUCCAGCGGGCCCUCAUCAGCAGCCAGGAGCUCGGCGACGAAAAGAUCCACGUGGUCACCCAGAUGACGGAGCUGGUGGAGAACCGGUCCCGUCAGAUGGACACGCACUCCCUCCGCCUUCAGGAGCCCGCCGAGCCCGCCGAACGGGAGCGCCUCGUUGCCGAGCGGCGCUCCGGCUCCAUUCAGGAGCCGGUGGCGCCCGUGCCUGCCGAACGCUCCUCCGCCCGCCGGCCGAGACGCCAGCGCAACAGUGAGAGCCGCGAUUCCAACCACGCCUCUGGGAACGGCGCGGCGCUGGACGACCCGGUGGAAGAGCUGCCCCCGCAGCCUCGGGAGAAGAGGUCCAAGUCGGCCAAGAAGAAGAAGCGCAAGGCCAAGCAGGAGCGCGACGCCUCGCCCGUGGAGUUCCCCAUCGACCCCAACGAGCCCACUUACUGCCUGUGUGAGCAGGUGUCCUAUGGCGAGAUGAUCGGCUGUGACAACGACGCGUGCCCCAUCGAGUGGUUCCACUUCUCCUGCGUCGGGCUCACCUACAAGCCAAAGGGCAAGUGGUUCUGUCCCAAAUGCAGGGGGGACAGCGAAAAGACAAUGGACAAAAGCCUGGACAAGAACAAAAAAGAUCGGAGGUCCAGGUAGUAGAGGCCAGGAUCGGCCGUCCCUCUUCUGCCCCAGGGACGUGGCUGCACGAAGGGUCGGCCAAAAGUGUGUCAUUCAAGUGUUGUCAAGUUGGGAGAGCACAAUCAGCAGAACACUAUCUCCACUAGCGCUUACAGUAAGUAAAGGACCUGACCAAUACUGAACUGGUGCUGUUAAAACCCUGGCGGCCCGUGCUAUGCUGGGAGGCCAGCUGUUUACUGCAAGAACCCUCAGCCUAAAGCUGCCAUCGUCGGUCACCGCCGGGUGCUGCUCGUACACGCGGUUGAACGGAAUUUGAGCAACUCAAAAAGCAUAUUUUGGCUUACGGGCCCGUGUAGAAGUCUGGAUUUAGCAUAGGCCAGAUGUAUCUGAAUGACGUCUGCUGUUCUCUUUGUGGACAGUGAAUAUAUAGUUUACGCCCUCCUCCUUUUUUCCCCCUUUUUCUUUCAGUCGAGCUUAAUUUCCUCUGUGGUUUAAAAUAAAUCUGUUCCAAACGAA